This is a messenger RNA of Ochlerotatus camptorhynchus, 653 nucleotides long. It is a transcript of the gene Ptth, whose product is annotated as Prothoracicotropic hormone. The coding region runs from base 1 to 648 and encodes 215 amino acids. NCBI's taxonomy places the organism in Eukaryota, Metazoa, Arthropoda, Insecta, Diptera, Culicidae. The record is from RefSeq and is a predicted model, not a curated record. The transcript is spliced from 3 exons. Gene Ontology annotation, molecular function: prothoracicotrophic hormone activity.
AUGAAACUAACGUUUAUUUUAACAUGCAUCGCAAUUUUGCUAACCAACCAAGUGCAAGGGAAGCUGAAAUAUGGCUCGUCGCCAUUGUUCGAAAACAUAUUCCUAUCGUCCGAGUUCGAUCAGAAAAAAUUGGCUGCGGAGUCAGAAUCGAUUAACUGCUUCCCACCAGCAGAUCGGCGACACAGAUACGAAUGGGCUGGUGGAUUCAAUCAAAAUCACAUCCUAGAUGAGUUGGACAAGAACAACGAAGGUACGAACGAGGAUAGUGAUACCGAAAGUGACGUGUUUGGAGAAAAUCAUCUGAAUAAACGAAACGAUAAACACAGAGAAAUUUCGUCGGACUUGUAUUCUCAAUAUCCAUCAUCUUGCGCUUGUCAAACCAAGUAUGAACUGUUGGACCUGGGAUACACACAUUUUCCACGAUACAUAGUUAACGCCAUCUGCCAGAAUCGCAACGUCAACAGUCGGAAAUGCUGGCGCGGAUCCCGCUGUAAAGAAAUUCCAUACAAGGUGCGCGUUCUGACGAAACGUACAGAAGAUGAAUCUAGCGAACAUGACCACCAUUCCACGUUGCUGCCGGAGCCGUUGCGCGAUAUUUGGCGAUUUAAAACCGUAACCAUAGCAGCAGCUUGUCAGUGUUCUAUAUAAAUGUG